CCGCGGUCACUAUCAGCUUUCAGUGAUUGGCCGACGCAUUCCAAGUUGUCGCGAGCCCUACUUUACGGAUAGAAUGGCUAUAGGUUAUACUCCGAUUGUGUAAUCAUAUUUUAAGGUCAUUAAAGUGCACUGGCUCAUUUGACAAAUUCUACAUGCUUAUAAAGCAGUCUAGCGUUAAAUAUCAUAUUGCGGUUAUAUUGAGAAAUGCACCACGUGUCUUCGCGUGGCAUUUGCAACAAUGACAGAUGAUGAAACUGGGCGAAUUGAAAUGAUGAUCCUCCCUCCCUUUAGCGUUCAGGAUAACUCCAUGCUCGACGCAAUGGAAGACACUUUGGAGAAAGCUGACAACGUGACCUUUGAUUAUUUACAAGAGUGCGUUAGUAGCCUCGAGAGUAAAGAUUCCGGAAUUACCCUGUCACCUAGAUCGCUUGGCGCGUCAAGCUCUGAUCUACAAGUAACGAAUAUCGAAGAUCGUAAGAGCAUUGGACCAGAUUUUUGUAAUUUCGAUAUAAACCUUAUUAAGGUUGGAAAUUUAUUUCUGCAGUCAGGGGAUGACAAUCGCGAUGACACAGCAGUUUAUUCUGUAAAUAAUGAUACAAAGAAAGAAGGUUCCGAAAGGUCAAUAAAAAAAUUUGAACAAGAUGCUGUGGAUAGCGGUAACGUUAAAAACAUGACUUUUUUAAAUAUAUUAAAUCAACAAGAAAACUCUACUUUUAUAGACAUUUAUAGAAAUUUAGAUUACUCGAGUCCCUUACUCGAUAUAGGGAAAUCAUUGAUAGAACAAGAGACAUUAAAAAAAACUCGAGGAAACGAUCGUUGCAUCGCCGAUGAUAAAUAUUGGAACGACCACGUUCGGACUCAGUGUGAAUCGAAUGCAAGUACCAAAAUUAUUCUUGAAAAAAAAUUUCGAUUGAUACGCUCGAAUUCCGACGAUAAGACAUACGAAUGCCUGGCUAAGUGCGCACAGUGUCCAAUGACUUUUAGGUAUAAGAGACACUUGGAUCGUCACUUGGAAGGUCACCAGAAAAAUAAUUGUCCACGGUGUAGUGCAAAGUUUGCAAGAAAAAAACACCUCGACGUUCAUUUAUUUCGAGCACACGGUGAAACAGCUUUGAAGCAUCCACAUUCUUGUGACGUUUGCUAUCGUGGUUUCCCUAAACGCAUCCUGCUCCAUCGUCAUAAAGCGAAGCAUCACGGUCAGGAUGGCAAAAUAUCCUCAAUUUGCAGCGAGUCGUUACCUGCUGAAACCCAAGCGAAGGAGCAGGGAGAAAAACGAUUCCACUGCGAACUAUGUUCGCAAUUCUUCGAUCUCGAAGAAACGUAUCGUCUUCAUUUGCAAAAUCACAACAACUUUAAGUGCUCUCAUUGCGGAGUCGAACUUGCAUCCAAAAAGAAAGUGGAGGAGCAUCGUAGAACGUGUCACUCGUCUAAGCCAAAAGAUGCGACGGUCAAGUCAAACGGUUUAUAUUUUUGCACCGACUGUCAACACGGAUUUGUGAAAAAAGUGACAUAUCAGCGGCACUUGGACACCGUCGUGCAUCGCAGCAAAUCGAACGAGGACGUUCCGUCGAAGGAGACUUUCCCCUGCCCGAUUUGUCCGAAAGUAAUGAGUUCCCGCAGAGCGCGCGAACAGCACGUCAGACGUGUUCAUAAAGACGAAAAGAGGUUUACUUGCGACGUGCAUGGAUGCGAAUUUCAAUCGGCGAGUCGUAGCGACUUGGACAGACAUCGGCAGCUCCACAUCGAGGAACGAAACGUGGUAUGCGAUCAGUGUGGAAAGGCUUUCACCAGCGUCAACGUGCUCAAGGAUCACGUGCUUUACAUGCACAGCAAGGAAAGGCAGUUUGUCUGCGAAGAGUGUGGCAAGUCCUUCAAAAGGAACAGCUUGUUGAAAAGGCACAAACUUUCGCACCAACAGGUGCGGCCGUUCGCGUGCAUCGAGUGUAACUCUGCUUUCAAGAGAUCUCAUCAUCUCACCAGGCACCUCGAGACGUGUCACAAAGUCACCCUGGAAAGAAAAAAAAUGGUGAAGCUGAUGAAGACGGAAGGAGGACACCUGGUACCGAUCCCGGAGAAGCCCAAGAAGCCGAGACCAAAAAGGCCUAAAGCAAAGAAGAAUCCUCCGACGACAGUUUCAUCGAAAGAGGAACCAAAUGGUCCUUCCGAGGCACAAAAUUUCGUAACGUCGACAGGAGAACGAAGCGACUCGACCACGGAGAGUACGGUACUCGUGGAGGGUCCGGGAGGGUCUCUGGAAUCCCCCGGUUCGUUGCCAACGGGCGAGUCGACGCCGCGCGUCGUCUCGUUGGUAGGGGUUAGUUCCGGUCAAGUGGUAACCGUCGAAUUAACUAGUCCCACCUCGAUGCCCAUAAACGAUUUCAUGGAUCAAUUUGAAGGUAACUGUAGCGAAAUGCUCGAACUCGCUGGUUAUCACGACCUGGAGUUUCAACAGGAAAUCCUGAGUACGGAUCAAAGUUAUUACGAUCACGACGGUUACUCGGAAUUGCCUUUGGAAAGUGGGGAGACUUCUUUGUUGUUGGACUCAAACGGUGUCAAAAUGGACACCCUGCCUGCCAUCGAGAACUACCUUACGCAGCCGUUUUCACCGUUUUUAAAUCUUUAAAAUUAUCAAACCAUCGACUUAUACGUACGUGCGAUGCUAUUGAGAUUUGUUAUACGAAACGUAGGCGUUUAGAAUUAUUUUGUUGAUAUUUUAGUUCAACUAGCAAAUGUAGAUAUGUACAGACCUUAGUGCAAAGACAAAAACAGAACAGACAGAUAAAUCUUCAACUGCACCUUCAAGGUUGGUUCCCAGAUCUCCUAGAUCCGUUUCAUAAUUUUUAUUAAAUAGAUACAAAUAUAACAAAAUUUUUGUUCCGGAACGCACGUGGAAUGUCUACGAUUAAAAAUACGUCUGCAAGGACAACCUGGUUAAAUUAUAACGGACAAGGAACACAACGGCUAUUUUAAAAUCUCGGGAAAAUAAGUAAUUCACAGCCAUUUCGGAUUCUUGGUUUUUUGUCAAAUAUGUAGAUAUCCGUGACUGGUCUUAGAUCAAGGUCUCACCUUUUCGUGCCAUCGUCUUUAACCUUUUAACUGCAGAAUGCUCAGAAAAGAAAAAUUUGUCAAUCGUUCGAUGCUGUGGUUAAGAACGAAAUAUAAUUUAGACGUUCGUUGCA
This is a messenger RNA of Orussus abietinus, 3179 nucleotides long. Its product is annotated as zinc finger protein 284. Lineage: Eukaryota; Metazoa; Arthropoda; Insecta; Hymenoptera; Orussidae. The record is from RefSeq and is a predicted model, not a curated record. The transcript is spliced from 4 exons. Bases 239 to 2623 code for a protein of 794 amino acids.